GACAACGGAUCCGGAGGCGGGCGCUGGGGAAACAAAGGAAACGGACCUGACCCACACGCCCCACACCAGGGCCGGGCCCCGGCGCCGGCGCGGCCCCGACCUGGGUAGAGGUGCUAGCGCAGAAAAAAGGCCGCGGAAACGCAGCGACACCGAAAGGGAGCACGGGGGUUUUAAUCCAGCUAGCGCACGGGUGAUUGGAGGGGUCGGUAGGGUCGAUUUGGAGCAAUCAGAACACGAAUUCCAUGAAGUGUGUCGAGUAUGACCCAAGUUUUUCAUGAACAUAAUAUAACUACCUAACUAGCUAGGUACCUAGCUAUUAGGAGGAUAAAUAUCCUCAGGUAUAUACCGAGACAGACAGGCAGGUCAAGUUGUCGAAUCCUCCGUAGCCCUCUACAUCCGUUUUCUUACUAUGCAGUAGACACAGACAAGCGCCAAUAUAGAUGUUCACCGCCAACAAUCGCGUUGGGUGCCAACGCACCGUCUCCUGAUUCUCGUCAUGUCAACCAUGGACAUCCCCUUCAUUACCAUCGCCCCAUCGGCGCCGCAUACGCACACCGUCGUCUUCCUGCACGGCCGCGGCGACAGCGCGCACAACUUCGCGGCCUCCCUGGCCCACUUGCACGACUCGCGCCACCGCACCCUCGUUGACGCCUUCCCCUCCUUCCGCUGGGUGUUCCCCCAGGCCCCGACCCGCCAGUGCGCCAGCUCCCCUGACAAGUGGCCGCAGUGGUUCGAUGUCUGGAACAUUCGCGACUUUGCUGAACGCGAGGAACUGCAGGUCGCUGGGCUCAAGGAGGUCGUCCCUGCUAUCCGCUGCAUCCUAGCAAAUGAAGCGGCGCUGCUCGGAGGGCGAUGGGAUCGUGUCGUGCUGGCGGGAAUCAGCAUGGGCGCCGCGACGAGCGUGCACACACUAUUCAAUCUAGAUGUGCUAGCUGCGGGCGGGGGGAGGCUCGCUGCUUUUCUAGGAUUUUCAUGCCGGUGUCCAUUUGCCGGCAGAACGCUCGCCGAGAUGAGGAAUGUUCUCGGGUUGGAGGGUGUCCCGGGCCAUGAUGACGUCCUUCGCAAUACACCUAUGCUACUUGAGCACUGCAUCGAUGAUCCGCUGGUUUUGGUUCAGAGUGGCCGGGGCUUGAGGGAGAUACUGCGUGGAUUCGGUGCGCACAUUACGUGGAAAGAGUAUCCGAACGGAGGACAUUGGUUGAACUCGCCGACCGGGACGGAUGAUGCGGUAGAAUUUCUGAACAGGCAUGUUCUUGGGACAGGCAGGGUUGAGGAGACGUCCUCGAUCCAGCCUCGAGGCACAUCUGAUGCGAUGGAUUUGUCCUAAAGUCAUCCCACUUAUCCCUUUCUACUUGACGGUCUCAUCUCCAGACUCGGAAAGACGAGCCACCAAGCCCGAGCAUGCUGGCAGCCGGGAACAGGUUAUGCUUUGCCUGGUUAGGCUCCUACUGGAGCUUAUGCCUUAUAAUUUUCUUUUGACUGGCCCCAUUCCAACCAAACCCGAGCUGGUGUAAUGGUUAUCACGUCAAGGUCACCAGGGAAGUCUACAGCGCGGAACUGGCCCGAAAGGGCGGAAGAUCCGGAUUCGAGUCCUGGGUUCGGGAUUUUUUUUCCUCCUUUCUCUUUUCCCCCUUAGUAAAAGGAAUUCAGUAGUAUUAUCGAUCUGUAGAAUGAAGC
Phialemonium atrogriseum is the source of this 1677-nucleotide messenger RNA. RefSeq names its product alpha/beta-hydrolase. Bases 497 to 1327 code for a protein of 276 amino acids. Gene Ontology annotation, molecular function: carboxylic ester hydrolase activity; palmitoyl-(protein) hydrolase activity. The transcript has a single exon. Gene Ontology annotation, biological process: protein depalmitoylation. Gene Ontology annotation, cellular component: cytoplasm. Lineage: Eukaryota; Fungi; Ascomycota; Sordariomycetes; Cephalothecales; Cephalothecaceae. The record is from RefSeq and is a predicted model, not a curated record.